This is a messenger RNA of Rhopilema esculentum, 7074 nucleotides long. RefSeq lists its product as uncharacterized. Gene Ontology annotation, biological process: protein ubiquitination; ubiquitin-dependent protein catabolic process; mRNA processing. Gene Ontology annotation, molecular function: ubiquitin protein ligase activity; nucleic acid binding; zinc ion binding. NCBI's taxonomy places the organism in Eukaryota, Metazoa, Cnidaria, Scyphozoa, Rhizostomeae, Rhizostomatidae. Gene Ontology annotation, cellular component: nucleus. The record is from RefSeq and is a predicted model, not a curated record.
CUCUGUCACAUGCAACGUCUGAAGAACAAAGGGGAACUUUGAAACGGCGUGUGGAGGAAGUUCGUUGGUGAAGGCUGCCAUAAAGAAGACCAUCUACUACUUCUAUUUGUGGUUGUUUCUUACGCAUUCAACGUUGGAAAAUAGCCAAGCAUGAUGGUUAAUCAUUUUCGUAAAAGGUAAAGCCAUCCAGCUCGCAGUUUACGUUGGAAGAUUCUCUUCUCGAUGUCGACAGACGCCAUGUUGUUUUUGUCAAAUGCUGGAUGAACAGUUUUAGACGCUAUAUUCGCAUCACUGGAAACAAAUCUUGGCGCCAAAGACUGAGAACAUUUCAGUUGGACUCAUAUUUAGACAAUGUCUUCGAUUCACUAUAAAUUUAGAAGUAGUUUAGAGUACGAUACAUUGACCUUCGAUGGGCCUAGCAUUUCUCUCAGCGACCUGAGAGAUGCAAUUAUGGUACAAAAGAAAAUCGGAAAGAAUCCUGAUUUUUUCUUGGAAAUUACUAAUGCACAAACAAAAGAAGUUUACGAAGAAGAUAAUGACCAAGUACCAAGAAACACAUCAGUCGUCGUGAAGAAGGUUCCAGCUGCAAGAUUAGCUGCUAUGACCGGGAAGACCAUCGACCCAGAGGCCAAAGAAGACGAGGAUUCAGGCAAAGUUUCACUUGCAAAGCUUUCUCAGACAGGAGAUUUAGCCAAUGCCAAUGCUUCCGAAGAAGACAAGAUAACAGCAAUGAUGCAGCAGUCGGGGGAGUCUUUUCAACCUGAUCAAUAUGCCAACAAGGUGAGACCAGCAGGAUAUAUUUGCUUCAGAUGUGGAAAACCAGGCCAUUUCAUCCGAAACUGCCCAACAGUAGGGGACCCACGGUAUAAUACACAAAGAUUUGGACGAGGAACAAUCACAGAAUACCAUAUAUUGCAGAUGAAAGAAAGAGAGAGAUUGGCCUCGCUCAAGGCAUCUUCAACUGCAACUACGAAUCGGUCAUAUUCACCGGCAGUGAACACCAGUGAUGGUCAUAGUGGAAAAGAGAUACCCGCUGCACUACAGUGUCCCAUGUGUAAAAAGCUAUUACACGAUGCUGUCAUCACCCCAUGCUGUGGAACAAGUUACUGUGAUGAAUGUAUACGCAACUAUUUAAUUGACAACGACUUUUCCUGCCAUUCUUGCAAAGAAAAGACAUCUCCGGAUAACAUCAUACCUAACAAGUCACUUCGAAAAGCCGUCGAGAACUUCAAAAAUACGAGCCACUUGGUUUCGACUGCAGCUGCCGAAGCUACGACAACUGUAACCACUACUGUUGAUUCUGUUAUAAAAACAGAGGAUACUGUCGUCGAAACAAAGCCAAAGAUAUCAAUAACGCUUCUAAAAAGGAGUGAACCGAAACCUGUUGUACAGCAGCCUAUAGUGAAAGAAGAAGAAAAGGAAGCAAGUGAUCUCUUGAAUUCAAGCGUUGGACCCCUUACGGAGGCGCAGCUGUUCGAAGCGAUCGCCAAGGAAACGCAAGUGAAAUCAGAACAAGAAGAAGGCAAAGACGAAAAGCCAUUGGCUGAAGUUUCUGAAGAACCAACCAAUAGCGAUAACACAAAGACAGCUGACCUAGCCGUAGCUGAUGAAACAAAAAGCGCAGAGACUCAGCCAGAUUCCAAGACCACCGAGGCAGAGAGCGCAGCAAGCAAAGAUAGCCCUGCACACACUGAACAGCCAACUGCUACAACAUCCACAGUUUUGACUAAUCAAACGCUGCCGCAACUGCAAAUCGCUGCACAGCAGCAGCAAAUACAACAGCUUCAAUUGCAACAACAUUUACAGCUACAGCAAUUGAAGCUGCAGCAAGCACAGCUCGCACAUGCAGAUAACAUACACUUGCAGGCAGGUGCUAUCAUUCCAGGACAUCCCCAUCCCAUCGCUCAAGUCGUACAGCAGCCACUGGUUUCUAUGCAGUUGACAUCAACCCUCAAUCCAGCGCUUACAACCCAGCAGCUCAUGGUGUCUGCUGCCCAACUAAUCGACCCUUCGUUGCCUGCUGUUGUUGCCUCGCAAGGUUUACAGCGAAUAGCAGCCCCAGGGCUUACGUCACAUUUAAGCACAGCUGGUAACAUUGCCCGUCAGGCACAACCGAACCUUGGGAUGUCGAUGGCAAGUGCUUUUAUGCCAGACGCUGUUCAGUCACUGGUGCCAAAGAUGUUACCCACUGGUGUGACGUCACAGUUGUCAAGAUCCUCUGCCCUUUUGAACAGAGACGGCAGAUCAUUAGCAUUAUUCGACCCACUAUUUGAUUUGAAUUCAGAAAAUUCUGACAGUCUACCGAUGACAGCAGACGAGUUCUAUAGAAUGAAGCUCAAACUAAAGAAUGCGAAUACAAAGAGAAGUGACAGAAGCAGAUCACGCUCAAAAGAGAGAAAAAGAUCUGAUCGUUAUCGCAGCGAUGAUAGAAAAAGUCGCCGGAGAGACCGGGGAAGAGAAAGGAGUAGGGACAGAACGGAAAAAAGUAGGUCUGCUAGUCGCCACGAUUCACGUGACAGACAUAGUUCACGUGAUCGAAGCAGGAGGAAGGAGGGAGAGUCGGUACGAAGCAGCAAGGAAAGGAGUAGCAAGGAGAAAAGAAGCAAGCAUAGAAGUCACACUCAGAGGUCAUCCCGGCCAGAAGAGUACUUACAGAGAAAGCAAAAAGACAGGGUAUCUGAAAUGAUCAAAGAUUAUGACAGUUUCGAUGAAGAGGAACGAGAGUUGGUGGAAGACCAUAGGUCUAAGGGAAGCAGUUCCCACCGAUCACAUGGCAGCUCAAGGUCGAAAACCUACUCACCUGAAAUUGGACUAGAGCAAAGAGAACAAUUUCAAGGUGAAAGGCGGUCUGACAGCAGUUGGAGCCGAUCGCCAACCCCUGAUUUGGAGAAGAAACUGGUUGGGCAUAAGGAUGACACUGGCUUUAGUGGUGAAGAGUUGGGAGUUGAGAGUUCAAAGAAAAAUGGAGCCUCAAGUAAACGCCAGCAGAAGAAGAUUCGGAAAAGGAAAUCAGGUGGUGUUGAGAAAGAUGAAAAGACGAUGGUGAAAAAGGCUAAAGGGGAAGAUAAUGAAGAAGACGCUGGCAAGGCUGCUAAGUUGGACAAUAAGGUUGAAAAGAAGGAGAAAAGUGACAAUGUAAAACAUAAAUCUACAUUGAAAUCGAAAAAGAAGAAAGUCAUUAAACACAGCCUUCAUAAAAAUGCUAACUUGUCUGAGGGAUCCACCAGUGUAGGAGAAAGCCCAAAGAAAGCUAAUAGGCUAAUCGUUGAAAAGGUUGCUGAAAACAAAAAGAGUAAGGAGAAGAAGACUAAAGUAAAGAAGAUAAAAAAGACGAAGAAAGUAAAUCGAGCUGUAGAAGAAGCGAUCGCAGAAGUUAAGACAACUAAGCCAUUAGUUGAUAUUUCUUCAAGUCAGACCGAAAGUGAAAUCGAAUCAAAGAAAACAGGUGAAAUAAAAGUUGAAAAUGAACACAAACAUGAAGUUGAAAAAGAAAGAGAAAUGAACUUGAAAACAGAAACUGAAAUUGACACAGAUAAACAAGAUGAAAUCCAGGUCAAGAAUGAAAGCAAUAUAGUAGUGGAAGGGUACAUUGCAAGUCAAGCUGUGUUGGACAGUGGCAGGGAUAUCGAGGUUGAGAAAGGAACUGAAAUUGAUUUAAAGGAAGAAACUGAAAUGGAGAUCAAAGAGGGAACUGGAAUGGAUGUUAAAAGCGAAAUGGCGGUUAAAGAUGAGACAAUGGUCGAAGUAAAACCGGAAACCAAAAUCGAGGUAACAGUCGAAAAUGUAAUCGUGGUAAAAGGAGAAUCUGAUAUCGUGACAGAACAAGAAAACGACUUUAUGGCUAAAAAAGAAGGUGUCAUAGAAAAAGGUGACGUUCUGAUGGAUAAUAUGGUAGAUAAGAGUGAGAACGAUUCUGUUACCAGUACCACAUGCACCCAUGAUGGCGUGCUUAUUGAUGGUGAAAAGAGCAAGUUGUUAGAAGAGGACAGUAAGGGAAAGCUAGAUGUUCCUGGGGAUAGUAGAGACGAAAGUCCUUCCUUUAAUGAAGCAUCCAAAACCGAACAUUUUUCAGCUUCAGAGUGUGCUCCAGAGAAUAAUUUGCUCAACAAAGAUGAAGUCAGAAACUCAGAAGAAGCCCGGUCAGAAACUCUGAGCAAAUCAAUUGAUGAAUCGGCAAUUGAUAAAGAAUCUGUUAAUGAAGGUAAGGAAAAUAAGCCUCACGAUUUGGAACAAUGCGAAAAUUUAUCUACCGGUAAGCAAGAAACGGGAAGCACUGAGGAAAUGGCUCGCAAGUUGGCAAAGGAAGAUAUGAUCGUUGCAGCUGGAGAUAGAACUGUUGUUGAGGGGUCGUCGGAAGAAGCAAAGGGCACAGUAGAAACUUCUAGUGAAGAAAUAAAUCUAGCUGUUGAGGAUGCUAAGUCCAAGGAAAAGAUAAAAGAGGUAAAACGACCGGAGGUACCUGGAGAGUCAGUAACAUGUCAAGAUGCUGAAAAAGAAACAAAUGUUGUGGUUGGAAAAGAAGAUGCGGCAAAAUCUAUCUGGAGAGAUGGAAAAGGUUAUGACUCCGAAUCGUCUGUUGGUGACGAGGAAGUAAUAGGGACUAAUGAUAAAGACUCAGAUGGUUUGACAGUGGAGGCAAGUGAUAACGAUGGGCAGGGCAAAGGGAGUGAUGUUGACCAUAGCGAUGAUGAAGAAGAAAGCGAUGGUGAAGAAGAAAGCGAUGAUGAAGACCAAGAGAGCGACGAUAGCGUUGAAAGUGCAAUGGAAGAUGAACAGCAGCAGAAUGAGGAGAUUGAAGUUAAUGCCUCCAGUAGUGAAGAAACCUCUGAUAGUGGAUCUGAGGAAGUUGUAGAUGAGGUAGAUAACGAGGAUAAGGAAGAUGAAGAUAGCGGAGAUGAAGCGGAAGAGGAAGAGGAGGUAGAGCUUGAUAGCGAGGAAGAAGAUGCAAGUGAAGAGGCUGGGAGCGGAGAACAGGAGGAGAUUGAAGAUUCAAGUGAAGAUGAGAGUGAAGGAGUUGCAGAGGAAAGCGAAGAGGAAGAUGACGAUGCUAGUGCAGAAGAAGUUGAAGAGGACAUCAAGGAAGAAGAGAAAUCUUUACCGCAAGAGAAACCUUUGAAAACUGCCCAUUCGCGCUCUUCUGUCAGGAGACCAGUCAAGGUUUCGAAAGUUGAUGCAAGCGCAAAGGUAAAUGGGAAGUAUAAACCUGACGAUAAAUCGGAUGAUGAGUCUGAAGAUGAACGAGAGGCAAGGCGUGCUAAAAAGAAGAAGAAAAGAAAGGAAAGGCGAAAGAAAGAAAAGGAAAGAGAAAAAGAAAAAGAAAAAGAGAGGAAAAGGAAAAAGAAAGCAAAAUACGACGAUGAUGAAAAUGAUAGUGAAGACAGUGACGAAGACGAGGAAAGGCGACACAGGAAAAAGAAAAAAGCGGAGAAGAAAGCUAAGAAGAGCAAACGGAAGCACAAGAAACGGAAACAUGCGAAGAAACAUCGCAAGGCCAAAAGACGAGACGAAGAGGAAGAUGAUCAUGAUGACGAUGUUGAAGUGGAUAAAAAAAGAAAGAGGAAGAAACAUCGAUCAGACGAGAGUGAAUCGGAAUCCGAGAGCCCGACUAAAUAUAUGAAGGUAUCUAAAUCGAAAAGAAAGGACUCAAAGGGCCGAAAAUUGCAAAGGCAUUCUAGCGAUGAAGAUGGAAUUGUUGUCGAUAUGGACGAAAUUAGGCGUAAGGGUUCCAACAGACAUGAAUCAAGGACAAUUUACAUAGAAAGAGAUGCGCGUGAUGACAUCAGGCGAAUAGAAGCAAGGAAGAAAAGUAAAUUGGCAAGGACCGUUAGGACUUGACCUGCAUAGCAUAAGUCAGCUGCCUGUUUAUUCGGUCAUUCGUAAAACUAAUGCUAUCUGCGGUAUGACGGUUUUGAACGACGUUCAAUUUUUCCAAGGAUCCCUAAGCCCGUCAAACUCAUUAAUAUGCACAAUCGAGUUUCAUAUAAAGUGUUUUUCCUCCCUGCCACGUUAAAAUAGAUACCAUCGAAAUGUACUUUCAUGAUUUUACAUUUGUUCCAGGUUCUAGCUCUGAAACCAACCAAAAACCCCUCAACCAAAAACCCCUCAACCAAAAACCCCUCAACCAAAAACCCCUGAAACUGAAACGCUGUUCUAAGAGUGGCAAAAUUUGAACUCAUUUCAGCAUUUCCUUUGUUUAUACUUUUUUCGGUAUAUCCAUUUGAUUCAAAUGUCAAUAGCUGUUCUGCAAAACUAGAAACAUGCAUCUAUUGUAAUUUUCUGUAUAUCGCAAAAAUAUAUAGUUUAUUUCCAUGCAAUUUUUGUUAUAUUGUUAAGGGGACCUAGAGUUGCUUUCUCUUAAUUUGAUGUACUCGUCAGCUUGAACCGUACAAGCAUGAUGGUAUGCAUAAACAUUUUCUUAUAGUAGGACGUAAACCGUUGGGUUACACUACGACUUUAUGCGCUAUUUUUAUUAGACAUGCGUUGAUUAAUCCUAUGCAUUUAUGUAGAUUAAGAACCCCCUACUCUACAUUUGCUAUGCUUCGGUGCCCGUGCUACUGCAAAGGGACAACACGGACAAUGUUUAUUGGUACACUGGCUGCCUAUUCUCUCUAUUUCUUAUUGUGCCUUGCAAAUAUAUUUGAAUAUUUUAAACUCCCCACUUACUCAUGAAGAUACUUUUAUUUUCUAGCCAGUUUUUUAUUGCCGUUGACAUUUUCUGCAAAUUUUGUUCAACUAACAACCCAGGUUGCCGAUUUAAUUUUACAAUACUCUUGUACCCUUAAUACCUCCUAGUUCACCUCGUUAGAAAUUUACUGUACCAUAGGAACCCAUUAAUAAAAAUCGUCAAAAGAUACCCCAAUCAGUCUUAUUUAGGCUCAAUUGCUUCGAAACCACCAAGAAAGAACUCUAAUUUUCUGUAGGAACCUUAGGCAAAGUUGAAAAUCGUAAUCAUAUGCGCUUUUUCAGUAAUUUCCUCCUAGAAUUAGUUUAAAUUCGUUUUGAUAUGUAUAAUGUUGAGUUCAUUGUACAUGUUGUAAAUAUAUUAUUGUGAAAUUCAUAGAGAUAUCUCAUAAA